This is a messenger RNA of Pyricularia grisea, 1072 nucleotides long. RefSeq lists its product as uncharacterized. The record is from RefSeq and is a predicted model, not a curated record. Lineage: Eukaryota; Fungi; Ascomycota; Sordariomycetes; Magnaporthales; Pyriculariaceae. Gene Ontology annotation, molecular function: oxidoreductase activity, acting on the CH-OH group of donors, NAD or NADP as acceptor. Bases 75 to 803 code for a protein of 242 amino acids. The transcript is spliced from 3 exons.
CGAUAUCCUUGUCUUUCUACAGGUCUCGUUGGUAUUUGCUCAAGCCUUUUCUGCAUCGAUAUCUCCCGCUCACAAUGUCCUCCCCCACUGUCUACGCAAUCACUGGUGCCAACAAAGGCAUCGGUCGCGCCAUAGUCGCACUGCUCCUCAACCGUCCCUCGACCAUCAUCCUCGCCCUGGUCCGCAACCCGACCGACCCUACCUCCAGCAGCCUGACGACGCUGGCCAAAUCGCCCAGCAGCACCCUCCACGUCGUUCCCUUUGACGCCGAAGGGGACGCCAUCCCCCUCCCCUCGGGAGUCACCCAAAUCGACGUGGUGGUGGCCAACGCCGGCGCCUCGUCCGGCUACAAGCCGGUCCUCGAAACCAGCCCAGAGGACCUCGUCUUCGACUUCACCGUCAACGCCGUCGGGCCCCUGAGGCUCUUCAAGGCUGCCUGGCCGCUGCUGCAAAAGGCGGCCUCGCCUAGGUUCGUCCUCAUGACGAGCUCCGUCGGCAGCAUCGCAGGCCAGCAGCAGGAGAGCUUCCCCAGCACUGCGUACGGCAUGUCCAAGGCCGCCGCCAACUGGCUGGUCGUCAAGAUUGGAGUUGAGCAUGGCCCGGAAGGGUUGAGCGUAAUGGCAUUGCAUCCUGGUUGGGUCAAAACUCAGAUGGGUCAAGGCAUCGCCGACUCGAUUGGCUUUGCAGAGCCCCCUACGACCACCGAGGACAGCGCUCGCGCCUGCGUCGAGCAGAUGGACAAGCUGGAAAAGGCGAACUCGGGAAGGUAUGUGACGUACACUGGCGAGGUUCUGCCUUGGUGAAACGUGGCAGUUAGACUGGCAACCAUCGUGGCCAGGUAUAUAUGAUGAACAGACAGACCUCUGGAGGUAUGGCGUCUUGAUUCGUUGAAUAUUAUUCACUCUUGAACAUCUGCAGCCUUCUGCUCAACAACAGCACAAGUAUUGGCUAAGCUACCCUCAAUAUCACUUAUUCAGUCAUAACCUGGCGAUUCUUUGGAUAGCAGAAUCUUUGCCAUCAAUCUAUAAUUUCAUGAAGGGGCUUGUUUCUCACGAAUACUAGCAAAUGGCUG